GUCACAACGUUGCGCUCGCUCUCUGCUCUCACCGUUCGCUUGCCACUUUUCGCCUCUCGCCAAGAUCUUGCGUGUUGUUCUGCGCGCCUGCGCAACUGCGAAAGGAGCUGCGGGAACUGCAGUCGGCGCAUUUGGUUUUUAGUGCCGUUUGUUUAUUUUGUCGUUCGCGUCCGAGUGUAAAUUUCCUGUACGGGUCGCGGGGGGAAACGGAAAUGCAGCGAAAAGGAAAUCAAACGUUUGACAAACGGAAAUUGAAUUGUGCGCGAGUGCGCGCGCAUUGAGAAAUUAAUUGAAUCAAAGCAAAAACGGCAAUAAUUUGCGGCCAACAUUUCCACUGAAAACCAAAACAACAACUUUUCACGAAUAAUAACAAUAAUAGUAAAUAAUAGUGAUUCGUUUUAGCGACGGUCUCGGGCCGCGGCAUCGCAUCUAAUGCCAACAAUAGCCGCUCGCAUUGAUUUAUGGCCCAAGUGUAAAUAAUCGCAGCCAAGCCGCACGAAAUGAAUUGAAACGAAACUAAAUGAAUUCAAUUGAAAUGAAAUUCGUAAAUUGAUGCGCAUUUGGACAUAUUCGCAACUGGCAUUAACAGCACAAAACAGCACAACAAAGGCAAUUCUGAGCGGCAUCGACUAAACAUUACUUUGUGACAACACCCAAAGAUCCGUCGGAACAUGGACACCGGAAGUGUGGUUAGCGAGCCCAUUUCCGCGCAUCAUCGCGCCUUUGCCAAGCAGAAAUCGGCGUCAAUGACUAUACUCAAUCCCAAGAGCUGCGCCAGCUCGGCCAAGUACAGUCUGCACUCGACGGCGGCGGCGGACAGCAACCACGAGUCGCAGCUGCAGCUGAGCAGCGCCGCCUCGCAUUGCUCGACAACGGGACGGCGGCGCAAGGGCGGCUCUCUGGGCGGAACGCUCUCCUCGCGCUCCACACGCAGCGAGUCGAAGGAGUUGCGGUCCGCCUUGCAGGAUCGCGAGGCCGUCAUACAGAACCUGCGCAUCCAGCUGUGUCUGGGCAAGCUGCCACGGCCCAGUGGACCGCCAUUGGACGAGUCGGAGAAGCCGGCGGCAGAGCAUAAGCUGAACCGCCUCAAGGCCGAGGCGGAGAACAAGCGCAUCAAGAUCAAGAACCUGAAGAGCGCCCUGGAGAAGCUGGACAUCACAGACAACAUCGACAUACGCAUUCGCCAGGCGGAACUGGAGUAUGCGCUGGGUCGCGAAGAGCUGCAGAUGCUCUCGAUUGUGGAGGAGGCGCGUGCCUUGCAAGCACGCCUGGAGAAAUCAAAGCCCGAGGCGCAAACGCUCUACAACAUUAUCAGCUCGGGCGUCACACUGAGCCUGCAUGCCGUGCACGCCACCUCCGGACGUUGGGCGGCUCAGCAGAGGCCCGACCAGCCGGGCUUCUUUGUGGAGUGGGCCCUGGAGGGAGACGGGCUGUACAAGGGGGAUCGCAUACUGGAGAUCAAUGGGCGGCUGGUGACCAGCAAGACCAAAGAGGAGCUGCAGAAGCAUGUGGGCAACUCCGGCAAGUGCCAGAUGGUCGUGCUGCGCAAGAAGUCCGUGCCGAUACCCCAAAAACAGCUCGACCAGGAGAAGGAGAACAACAUGCGUCUGCAGCAUCGCAUCUCCUACCUGGAGGAGCAGGUGCGCGAACUGCAGACAGUUAAGGAGCAGCAGAAGCUCCAAUCACAGCAGCAGCAGCAGCAACAGAAGCAACAAUUGCCAGCAGCGACAACACAGUCCAACAAUGCACAUGUGACCAGCAUAAGCAUAUCCUCGCCACCGUCGCCCUCCACUCCGCCGGACAAGCCGCUGAUCUUCCAGCGCGGCAACUACAUCACCACGCUUGUUGGGGGCAAGCCCAUUGAGCUGGUGGGCGACGAGCUGCCGCCGGCGCAUGUCACCAAGACGCUGAUCAAGGAGAACACGCACAUUGAUCUGCGCGAACGCCUGCCCCAUCCCCAUCUCUAUUCCAUGCCGUCCAAGUCGCUGUCUGCCUCCAAGAUAUCCAUCAACAGCGACUCUGCCUACAUGCAGCAGCAGAAACGGGAAAAGGAGCGCCAGCGCGAGCGACACGAGCGCCACCGGGAAAGAGACAGGGACAGAGAACGCCCACGGGAUGCACUGCAGCAGCAGCAGCAGCUGCACAGGGAGCAUCUGAUGAGCGCGCAUGCACGCAGCGUGGAGCACCUCAAUCAGUGCAACGGCCUGGAACGCCGACGCGACACGCCGCGGCAGAGCGAGGCCCAGACCAUGCGCUCGCGUCUGCCCAGCGACAUGCGCAGCGUGAAGUCCCUCGACUUUGACAGCGAGAACGAAUCGAAGCCGACGACGGGAUCCCGCACCGUGCGACCCACGCCCCCAAAGAAGCCGUUGCGCCUGUCACUGCAACGCGCCCAGAGCCUGCAAACGGUGGAGCUGAAUCCCUGUUCCGAGCACGACCGCAAGCGGCCCAUGAAACGGGUCCACCACAACAGCAGCGCCAGCGGCGGCUCCUCGCCCAGCGACGAGGGACAGGGCCACGGAUCGGCACCGGGUGCGGAGCUCAUCGAGAACUGCAGUCCCAUGCACACAGCCUCGCUGGGCCGGCACAAACUCAUCUGAGGCUCGGAGCUUAAUUGGAAUCCCAUCUGGAUUUAGGUUACAAACUGGAGAAACAGCUGCUUCGCAGCGGAAUUCCCAGCAGGCGGACAUGUGCAAAACUAAACCCUAAUUAAAAUUACGAAAUUUGUCGAAUACGUAGAAUUCCACAUAUACCUGUAGCUAUUAAAAUAAAUAUAACUAUGUACCUACCAGAUAU
Messenger RNA from Drosophila novamexicana, 2796 nucleotides. RefSeq lists its product as uncharacterized. Gene Ontology annotation, molecular function: protein binding. Bases 672 to 2600 code for a protein of 642 amino acids. The record is from RefSeq and is a predicted model, not a curated record. NCBI's taxonomy places the organism in Eukaryota, Metazoa, Arthropoda, Insecta, Diptera, Drosophilidae. The transcript has 5 exons.